AUGUCUUUCACCACGGCCAUCGUGUCGGGGACAAUUAUCUGUGGAUGCCUCAAUUCACUCUUGACCAAGUUUCAGGACAAUCAAUGCGUUGCCCACUGUGACAAUCCGGACAUCUCCAAGCACCAGCUCUACGAGCAGCCAGGGAUCCAGACCCUCCAAAUGUUUAUUGGAGAGUCUGCUAUAUAUCUUGUGUUCUACUGCCUCUACAAGGCUCCGUGGACGAAAAGAUCCCAGUACGUCCAGAUCCAGGCUCAAGAGCCCUCAUUCCGUGAAAGCGUCGUGCUUGCAAUUCCGUCGGUAUGCGACAUGUUAGCCACCUCGCUCAUGAACGUUGGUUUGGUUUACACUCCAGUAUCAAUUUACCAAAUGACCCGAGGUGCCGUUGUGUUAUUUGUGGCCAUAAUGUCAGUGUUGUUCUUGAAGAGAAGAAUAAGGAAAUUGGAGUGGAUCGCGCUUAUCUUUGUCACGCUCGGUAUUGCAGUUGUGGGGUACAGUGGCUCCAGCGGCUCCACCAGUAAGGAGGACCCGAGACUUAUUUCUCUUGGAAUGUCUCUUAUCAUCGUAGCAGUGGCUCUCCAAGCUGUGCAGUUUGUUGUCGAAGAAAAGAUUCUUAGUCAUUAUCUGUUCACGCCUUUGAAGUUGGUCUACACAGAAGGCUUUUCCGGCUCCAUAAUCUUGGUGGCGACCUUGGUGAUUUCGCAUCUUGUGGCUAGCACUUUGCAGAGUGAGAGUGAGUUUGCGAAAUCAAAGCUCAAUCUUCAAGUUUCGCUUGCAGAGACAUUCUCCCUGUGGGCAAUUUUGGGCUCUUCGCUUCUUAUCAUGGUGUGCAUUUCUGCAUUCAAUUUCUGCGGUAUAUCGCUAACGCACCACUUGUCUGCCACUUCGAGGUCCACGAUUGAUAGUUGUCGGACCCUUUUGGUUUGGCUUGUGGCGAUGUGCCUCGGAUGGGAAUCUUUCCGUGUUCUUCAGUUUUUUGGUUUUUCCAUUUUGGUUUUUGGAACCCUAUGCUUCAAUGGGGUGCUCCAGCCAGAGAGUUGGAGCUGGGUGCCAGGAUUUUUGAAAGACAAGGAACACAGCAACGAGAGAUUGAUCGAUGUUGUCGAUGAACCAGUUGAUAGAAUGUAA
Molecule: messenger RNA, 1125 nt
Organism: Metschnikowia bicuspidata var. bicuspidata NRRL YB-4993
Lineage: Eukaryota; Fungi; Ascomycota; Pichiomycetes; Serinales; Metschnikowiaceae
Exons: 1
Coding region: 1-1125 (374 amino acids)
Biological process (GO): pyrimidine nucleotide-sugar transmembrane transport
Cellular component (GO): intracellular membrane-bounded organelle; Golgi membrane
Molecular function (GO): pyrimidine nucleotide-sugar transmembrane transporter activity
Source: RefSeq, a predicted model, not a curated record